Molecule: messenger RNA, 2922 nt
Organism: Eurypyga helias (sunbittern)
Lineage: Eukaryota; Metazoa; Chordata; Aves; Eurypygiformes; Eurypygidae
Product: fer-1-like protein 4
Exons: 22
Biological process (GO): plasma membrane organization
Cellular component (GO): membrane
Source: RefSeq, a predicted model, not a curated record
CUCUUUCGCUGGCCUCACUACGGGAAGCUCGCCGUGGGAGAGAUGCUGCUCGUUAAGGUUUACAACUGCAGCAAGGUUUUCAGUAACAGGGUGCUGGGUACCCUUGUCCUCAGCCUUCAGCACCUGAUGACAUCCGGGAGGCUGAUCCUCCGUGAGGUCCUUGUCGACAGGAACCACAGAGCCACUGGUAUAUGCAUUGAGUUGGAUUUGCGCUACCAGCCUCCAGAUGGCUCAGCUGGGACCUGGGUAGAAGAGGACUUUGUCUAUCAGAUGAAAGACAGUUCGGAGUUAAUCAUCCGCAAUCCUGGAUUUGAGGAGGUGGAGUCAGCUGAGGGGCAAAGAGCAAGUGAACUUGACAGGAGGGCUGCCACGCUGGGCAGGAAGCUGGUGAAAGGCCUGGAGACUGAUGAGGAAGAGGAAGAGGCAGUAGAAGAUUUCUACGAUGUGUCUGAGUUAGAGGUCUCAGGCAUUGUCUUCAGCCCUGUGAAGAGCCGCUCCAGACUUUGCUCCACACGGGACCUCUUUGCUACCCCAACCCCACAGAGCUUUCAGGUUGGGAUUAAUAUCAUUGAAGCGCAGAAGCUGGUGGGGGUGAACAUUAAUCCCUUUGUGGUAGUCAGAGUUGGUGAGGAGAAGAGGCAUACGGCGACGCAGAAGUCAACAAACUGCCCCUUCUACAAUGAAUAUUUUUUGUUCGAAUUCCGUGAGCCAAGGGACAUUUUAUUCCACAGACUCAUAGAGAUCUCGGUUUUUCACUCAACGAAGGUACCAUUCCUGGGAACGUGCAUAGGAACAUUCAAGAUGGACAUUGUGACAGUGUACAGCCAGCCAGAUCACAGGUUUUUCCAGAAGUGGGCCGUUAUCAGUGACCCCACGGACACCCGGGCAGGUGUGAAGGGCUUUGUGAAGUGCAAUAUCUCCGUCACUGCACGUGGGGACAUUGUGGGCUCCCUUCCCACCUCCUCCAGCAGCCGGGAUGAGGACAUUGAAAGGAAUCUGCUGCUGCCUAAGAGAGUCCCUGCAGAGAGACCCUGGGCCAGGGUCUGCAUCAAGUUGUACCGUGCUGAGGGCUUGCCUAGCAUGAGUGCAGGCAUCAUGGGUGGUUUCUCCAAGAUCAUAGGGGAGAAAAAAGUCUUUAUUGACCCAUAUGUGCAAGUCUCGUUCUGCGGGCAGCAGGGAGAAACGUCGGUGGAGACCAACACCACUGAGCCUGAGUGGAAUGAGCAGAUCAGCUUCAUCGAGAUGUUCCCACCUCUGGCCAGGAAGAUAAAAGUUCAGGUGCUGGAUGAUGCCAGUGUUGGGGAUGUGGCCAUCGCUACACACUACAUCGACCUGCAGCAGAUCUCGGACCCUGGCAGGAAUGGCUUUAACCCCACAUUUGGCCCAGCCUGGGUGAACCUGUAUGGCUCCCCCCAGAACUCGACUCUGCGGGAUAUCCACAAGGACCUCAACGAGGGCAUGGGCGAGGGGAUCUUCUACCGCGGGCGUAUCCUCAUGGCCAUCAUGGUGGAGAUCUUCAGCAGCCCCAGCCUGGCAGAGAGGAAGCUUGGGGACAAAACAAAAGGUGCCCUAAGCAAACUGAAGCUGAAGAAGAAAAGUAAGAAAUUCAAGGAGAAAGCCAAAGAACUGAGCCAGCUACAGGGAGAGGAGGAGGCUGGGGGCUCUCAGGAGGCCGAGCAGCCUGGGGAGGUCACUGUGGAGGUGGACGAGCUUCAUCCACUCCCCGAGAAUGCGCUGGGGAGGAAGGAGGAAUUCCUCCUCUUCGCUGCCUUCUUUGAAGCCACUAUGAUGGACUCCUCUCUCAGUUCCAAGCCUGUCAGCUUUGAAGUCUCUAUAGGAAACUAUGGGAAAGCCGAAGAGGUUGUGACCAAAGUAUCGAGAGAAGUGGAAAAGGAAGUGAAAGAAGAAAAGCAACCUUUGCUGGAGCCUGGUUCAGAUGGUGAGCUGGAUGUUGAAGUCCUGGCCCCAGCUUCAGCAACACUGAACAAGUCGGUGACAAAGAGCCAGAGACCAGAGCCCACGGAGUAUGACAGGUCAUACCUCUGCCUGCCCAUGACGCAUGAGAAACCUUGUGUGUACGUGUGGAGCUACUGGGAGGAUCACACCUGGAGACUCUGCAUUUCCAACUGGAUUGUCAAGCUGGCAGAGCGCCUGGAGCAGGGGCUGGAUGACGUAGAGAAGCUCAUGAGAAGGCCAAAGUCUAAAGCAGAAGAGCGGCUCAGAGAGGUGCUGGAGGAAUUUGUAGCUGGAUGCAGGCAAUAUUCACUCAACAUAGAGAGAAGAACAAUGGCACAUCCAAACAACCUUGACAGAUGUAGGAUGAAAUACCUGAUGCGCAACAUUAUCCUGUACGCAAAGCAGGGGCUACGUGUGAGGCGGCGCCUGACUCGAGCCAACAUCAAGGAGAAGGUUAAGGAGACAAGGAGGGUCCUGACAAAGCUACGCUUCAUGGCUAAAGAGCCCCAAUGCACCCUCCCUGAUGUCCUCAUCUGGAUGCUCAGCAACAACAGGCGUGUGGCAUAUGCAAGAGUUCCUGCGCAGAACAUCCUCUACUCGGUAGUUGAAGAGGAGAAAGGCAAGGACUGUGCGAAGAUCCAGACUGUCUUUAUGAAGGUCCCUCGCUUACACACUGGUGAGAUCUUUGCCAAACUGGAAAUCUACAUGUGGCUUGGAGUAACCAAAUAUGCAAAGAACUGUUUGGCAGAGCUGCCUGAGGAGUUCAGGUACCUCUCUGAGAGUGGACAGGAGGUAGCCCAGCUCUCGGCAUACAGUCCCCCCAGCCGGCUCAGCAGGGAUGAUUUCAGCUAUUUCCAGCUCCGAGCCCAUCUGUAUCAGGCUCGAGGGAUCCUCCCUGCAGAUGACAAUGGCCUUUCAGAUCCAUUUGUGAGAGUGGUGUUUUCGACUCAUUGCCAGACCACCAGG